AUGUUCGACAAGCUCCUCUCCUCGGUCCCAGGCUUCCCAAUCUUCCAAAAACCCAACCUACAAAAGCUCCACCACAAACACAAAACCCUAACAGCCCAACUCACCACCCUCCAAACGCGCCUCCAAGAAACCACGGCGAAACACGAAAAAGCAGAGCAGACACGCACCUACAACCACGACAUCGAGACACCCUCCAAAGAAGCAAAGCGUCUCAUUCAGGAAAUAAAAGAGACCUCAACCCUGAAAACAAAAAUCGCCAAUGUUCAAGGAGAGAUUAGAGAGGUGCAGGCUGUAAUCGAGUAUCUCACGAACAAGAAACGCGAAAAGGAUGCUCGUGUGGCAAAGAAAGAGGAGGAGAUCACACUCGAAAACCCAUUCGAGGACCCUGCACCCGACAGCGCAUUCUCCGAAAAAUCCACCCUUGUAAUAGUAGACCACUCUGCCUCCACCCGCGAAACCCGCAGGCUGGAGCGGAGCUUUGAGAUCGGAAAACGGCACUAUGAAGAUGUUCUUCGGCAGAUUCGCAACGACGAGAAAGCCCUGAAGGACGCUCGCUGGACCGCGUUUCAAGAUGAAGAGAAAUUGGAUAAGAGAUGCUUCAGAUGUGAUGUGUGUCUGGAUCAGAUUGCGAAGGCAGAGAGAUCGCAUGAAAUGGCUCAUGAGGCGGAGGAUGUCAUGAGGGAGACGAUUAAGGCGCUGGAUAGGGCUGAGAAGGAGAUGAAGGAUGCGGAGUUGAGAGUUACAAGAGUGGGGGGGCAUGGGAGGGAGUUGGAGGAUGAAGGGUGUUGGAGUGAUUCGUAA
Messenger RNA from Hymenoscyphus albidus, 801 nucleotides. The record is from the annotation of a GenBank genome assembly. NCBI's taxonomy places the organism in Eukaryota, Fungi, Ascomycota, Leotiomycetes, Helotiales, Helotiaceae.